ACGCGGUACAGCACGCCGGGCCUCGCUCCUGCAGCACUACAACGCCCGGCAUGCCUCGCGCGGGCUCAGGCAAGCGCUUCCGCCUAGACGAGGCGCUCGCUCGUAAACAUCCAGAUCCCUCUUGGAGCGCCGAGUGGGGCCUCGCUGAAUCGAGUCCUCCCAGGGAAACGGGCGCCAUGUCCCUCUCCGAGUGCUACAUCGCGGUGAAGCUGGCAGACCAGCCCCUGGCCCCCAAGUCCAUCCUGCGGCUGCCGGAGACCGAGCUGGGAGAAUGUCCGCUGGGCGGCUGCAGCAUCUCCUACCUGAAGCAGCUCAUCACGGGGAAGCUGCAGGAAUCGGUCCCCGACCCGGAACUCAUUGACCUGAUCUACUGUGGCCGCAAGUUGCGAGACGACCAGACGCUUGAGUUCUACGGGAUCCAGUCUGGCUCCACGGUCCACGUCCUCCGCAAGUCCUGGCCUGAGCCGGAACAGAAGCCAGAGCCGGUGGAUAAAGUCGCGGCGGUCCGAGAGUUCCGGGUCCUGCACACCGCCCUGCAUAGCAGCCCCGUCUUCAGGGAUUCGGUCUUCAAGAUGCUGGGAAAUAAGGAGUCCCUGGACCAGAUCCUCGUUGCAACCCCCGGCCUUAGCAACGACCCCAUUGCUCUGGGUGUCUUGCAAGAUAAGGACCUGUUCUCUGUCUUUGCCGACCCGGCCAUGUUGGACACGCUCAUCCCGACCCAUCCCGCCUUGGUGAACGCCAUUGUCCUGGUCCUGCACUCCGUGGCCGGGAGCACGCCUUUGCCUACGGGGGAGACCUCCUCGCGUGGCAUGGCUUCCAGCUCCUACCGGGACAUGCCGGGCGGCUUCCUCUUUGAAGGACUCUCCGACGAUGAAGACGAUUUCCAUCAGCAGAGCACCCGGACCACCCCUUCCAGCAGCACCUCGGGCUCCCGCCCAGCAUCCCUGGGCUACACCGGGGCAGCCGGACCACGGCCCAUCACGCAGAGCGAGCUGGCAACCGCCCUGGCCCUGGCCAGCACCCCUGAGAGCAGCUCCCACACUCCCACCCCCGGGACCCAGGGGCAUUCGUCUGGCACGUCCCCCAUGUCGUCCAGUGUCCAGUCGGGAACACCCAUCACCAACGAUCUCUUCAGCCAGGCCUUACAGCACGCCCUGCAGGCCUCUGGCCAGCCCAGCCUACAGAGCCAAUGGCAGCCACAGCUACAGCAGCUGCGUGACAUGGGCAUCCACGACGACGAGCUCAGCCUCCGGGCGCUGCAGGCCACGGGGGGAGACAUCCAGGCCGCCCUGGAGCUCAUCUUCGCCGGAGGAGCCCCCUAGCGCCUCUCCCCAUGAGGGAGGCCGUCUUGCGUGGUUCCCGUCCCCCACGCCGCCGGACCUGCCCUUGGAUCUACCCUCCACGCCUGGAGCAGCUCAGGAUCAUUCCACGUCCGAGGACAGCGGCUCAAGGGCCACGAGGAGGAAGGCACUCCUGGCCUUGGGCUGCCUGUUUGGUCAGAAGGCAGCCUCCUCCUCCACCGAGCAGGCAGGCAGGUGGGGCCCGUCGAGACACCCCUCUGGAGAUGAUGAGCUGGCCUGAAGCGCUUGCCAAGAAGCCUGGCCUCCUGCCGUGUCCUAAAGCGCCUUCCCUGGCCCUGGUUGGUUUCCUGCUGCUCCCCGAGGUGCUGCUGCUGCGUUCAUUGGACUCGCUGACCGUUUCAAUAAAUCUGCCCUCCCCAAA
Molecule: messenger RNA, 1722 nt
Organism: Elgaria multicarinata webbii
Lineage: Eukaryota; Metazoa; Chordata; Lepidosauria; Squamata; Anguidae
Gene: UBL7
Product: ubiquitin like 7
Exons: 11
Coding region: 51-1322 (423 amino acids)
Biological process (GO): ubiquitin-dependent protein catabolic process
Cellular component (GO): cytosol
Molecular function (GO): polyubiquitin modification-dependent protein binding
Source: RefSeq, a predicted model, not a curated record